GUUCACUGUUGAAGAAAUGAUGCCUCAUGUCCAACACAUGAAAGGAGGUCACAGUAAAAACCUUUUUCUUAAAGACAAAAAGAAGAAAGGGUUCUGGCUGGUGACUGUUCUGCACAACAGGCAAAUCAAUUUAAAUGAUCUUGCUAAACAACUGGGUGUCGGAAGUGGAAACCUAAGAUUUGCUGAUGAAAACGCCAUGCUGGAGAAGCUAAAAGUGGGCCAGGGCUGUGCGACACCCCUCGCCCUCUUCUGUGACCAGGGAGAUGUGAGGUUUGUACUGGAUGCUGGUUUUCUGGAAGGCGGCCACGAAAAGGUGUAUUUUCAUCCAAUGACAAAUGCUGCAACCAUGGGCUUAAGCCCCGAUGACUUUUUGAAGUUCGUGAGAUCAACAGGCCAUGAGCCCAUCAUCGUACAUUUUGAUGAAGACAGUAGGUAGAUGAAGUUCACUUUUCUAUUGCUAGGCAUAGGUUUUGUAGAGCAAAACUGGUGAAAGUCUCAUUACAAAUAAAAUUUGAAAAAAA
This is a messenger RNA of Balearica regulorum gibbericeps (East African grey crowned-crane), 521 nucleotides long. Lineage: Eukaryota; Metazoa; Chordata; Aves; Gruiformes; Gruidae. The record is from RefSeq and is a predicted model, not a curated record.